Emiliania huxleyi CCMP1516 is the source of this 180-nucleotide messenger RNA. RefSeq lists its product as hypothetical. NCBI's taxonomy places the organism in Eukaryota, Haptophyta, Isochrysidales, Noelaerhabdaceae. The record is from RefSeq and is a predicted model, not a curated record. The transcript is spliced from 2 exons. The coding region runs from base 1 to 180 and encodes 59 amino acids.
AUGAGCUCGCGCGUCGCGUCGUCACUCACUUUCCACAGCGACGACACGAGCGUGAGCGCGCCCAUGCGGCGGGAGAGGCCGUCGGGCGCGCCGUGCGUCGCCAGGUGGAUGACGUCGCUCGAGGGCAUCAGCCGCGUCGCCUCCUCCUUUGUCGCGCUGUCGUCCUGCACCAGCUCUUGA